UAAGGAAAAUGACAUUGAAGUAGAUGUGAAAUUCCAACAAGCUUCGCGGUAUAAGACAUUGAUGACUGCAUUUAGAGCAGUAGCAAGUAGAGCUGCUGAAACUGAAGAAACAUAUGAUUUUUGUAUUGCACACCUUGCUACAUUAGGUGCAGAUGUUGAAGGCAAGUUAAGUGCUCAUUUUGGUAUUGGAAAUGAAGUAUGUAAUGAUAAUGAUACCCAAAGCUUUGAAGUGGAAUGCGAAGAUGUGAAUCAUGUUGUGCAACCAAAAGGAUUGAAGAAAAAUGUGGCAACUAGUAAGGGCAAAAGGAGGGUCAAAGGUGGAUUCGAAGCGGCGUUGGUAGCGAACUCCAAAAAAAAAUCCCGUGCUAAUAGCUUGGCUUCGUCACAAUCUAUUGCAAGUUCAACGGUUGCACCUUCUCCAUUAUCUGUUGGAGGAGAUAUAUAUGUUCGUGAACAUGUUCCUCCGCUUCAACCUCUUCCUCCCCUUCAUCCUCUUCCUCGAUCUUUGCCCAUGGGUGGUAAUUACAUUCCUCCGCCAUUGGUGUAUCCCACAUAUCAUGCGAACAAUUUGCGGGAGAUGUAUGUGGUGCCAAAUUAUUUGCCAACUCAACCAACAUUCCAAUCACUACUACAAGGUUCAUGUGGAUAUGACAUUGGGUUUCGAUAUUCUCAAGAAUCAACUACUCCAAUGUGUACUGAGGCUAUGGACAACCAUCAACAGAACCAAACUGAUGCUGAAAUUGGGCUGCAACGUGAAGACAUGGCCUCUUAAAUUGUGAAGCAAACUGUUGCUACAAAGUGAUGUUAAAGUACCAAUGUGUCAAUUUUUAAGGACCAAUGUAUUAAUUUAGAUGUUAAAGUUGUACUGGUUGAUGUUCAGUUACAGUUGAUUUUAAUUUAUAUGUUAAACCCAAGUGAA
This is a messenger RNA of Camellia sinensis, 919 nucleotides long. The record is from RefSeq and is a predicted model, not a curated record. NCBI's taxonomy places the organism in Eukaryota, Viridiplantae, Streptophyta, Magnoliopsida, Ericales, Theaceae.